Vicia faba (fava bean) is the source of this 1209-nucleotide messenger RNA. The record is from the annotation of a GenBank genome assembly. NCBI's taxonomy places the organism in Eukaryota, Viridiplantae, Streptophyta, Magnoliopsida, Fabales, Fabaceae.
AUGAAUUUCCUCAAGAAAUUCAAACGCUUCAACCCUCUAGAACCUUCCAUAGCCACCUUCGGUUUCUUCUUCCUCUCUGUCCUUUUCAUUGGAUGCUUCUUCUACGUUGAUUACAAGGAAGGUGAUAAAUGCGAUGUUUUCGACGGAAAUUGGGUCUGGGAUGAAGCUUAUCCACUUUAUCAUUCCGCAAAUUGUUCCUUCUUGGAUCAGGGCUUUCGUUGCUCGGAGAAUGGGAGGCCUGAUACUUUUUAUACUAAGUGGAGAUGGCAACCUAAAGAUUGCGACUUGCCAAGAUUUGAUGCAAGGAAGAUGUUGGAUAUGUUACGAAACAAGCGGUUAGUUUUUGUUGGUGAUUCGAUUGGGAGAAACCAAUGGGAAUCGAUGCUUUGUAUGAUAUCUUCUGCGGUUGCUAACAAGAGUUCUAUUUAUGAGGUUAACGGGACGCCAAUCACUAAGCACACAGGAUUCUUGGCAUUCAGGUUUGAAGAUUUCAACUGCACUGUUGAAUACUACAGGUCUCCGUUUUUAAUAGUGCAGGGACGGCCUCCUCCGGGAGCACCUCAUCGGGUGAAAUUGACUCUGAGAAUCGAUCAAAUGGACUGGACUUCUCAUCGGUGGAGAAACGCUGAUGUGUUGGUUCUCAAUGCCGGACAUUGGUGGAAUUACCAGAAGACCAUCAAAAUGGGUUGUUACUUCCAAAUAGGGAAUGAAGUGAAUAUGAAUAUGUCUACAGAAGAUGCAUUCAGAAUAUCAGUUGAAACAGUAGUUGAUUGGAUUGCCCGUGAAGUAAACAGGAACAAAACAUAUGUCCUUUUCCGAACUUACGCUCCUGUGCAUUUCAGAGGUGGUGACUGGAAUACUGGUGGUGGUUGUCAUUCGGAAACACUACCUGAUUUAGGCUCCUUACCGACACAGUCCGACAUGCAUUUCAGUACCGUCGCUAAUGUCUUGCCACAACGCGCAAAUAAAUCAGAAGUGCUGAAUUUGGAGUUGCUUAAUGUCACACAAAUGUCCGCACGCAGGAAAGACGGCCAUGCAUCUAUUUACUAUAUUGGGCCAAAGCACACAGCCUCUAUGCAGCGGCAAGACUGUAGUCAUUGGUGCCUCCCUGGUGUUCCUGAUUCAUGGAACGAGAUUCUUUAUUCUCUAUUUCUCAAGAAGACUUUUUCGGAGCGCAAUUCAACCAAAGUUUCUCAUGUUUCACCAUAA